Molecule: messenger RNA, 1380 nt
Organism: Capsicum annuum
Lineage: Eukaryota; Viridiplantae; Streptophyta; Magnoliopsida; Solanales; Solanaceae
Exons: 7
Coding region: 1-1380 (459 amino acids)
Source: RefSeq, a predicted model, not a curated record
AUGCGUCGGAAUGGAGUGGGGAUCUUAGUGGAUGAGGAGCUUAGAGAGCAGGUGGUGGAGGUUAAGAAGGUUAGUGAUAGGCUGAUGAUGAUUACUCUGGUCGUUGGGGGGUUUCGCUGCAUGUGUGUUGUGUUUAUGCUCCGCAGGGAUGACGAGGGAGCUGUUUUGUUGGAUUUUGCUAGGGCCUUUGGGUUGGUGGUGGUGAAUUCGAGCUUCCCGAAGAAAAAGGAUCACCUAACUACCUUUCGAAGCGCGAUAGCUAAGACUCAGAUCGACUUUCUGUUGCUUAGGAAGGAGGAUGGGGCUCUUUAUAGGGACUGUAAAGUCAUUUCGAGUGAGCAUCUUUCGACCCAGCACAGACUUCUAGUGAUGGACUUGAUUAUCAAGAAGGGAAAGAAGAAAAGGGCCGAAGAGGAUCGGCCUAAAAUUAGGUGGGGUGGCUUGACACCAGGUAGUGCAUUAGAGAUUGAGGAGAAUGUAGCAGGUUUGGGGGUAUGGAGGUGCAGGGGGGACGUGGAGACUAUAUGGGAUAGGGUUGCUAGUUGCAUCACGAAAGCUGCUAGAGAAUUUUUAGGUGUUUCGAGGGAGGAGAAGCGGGUGAAUAGGGAAGCCUAUAAAGUUGCUAGAAAGAAAGCUAAGCUUGCAGUCACGGCAGCUAAGACUGAGAGGAAGGGUCGGGACUUAGACCAAGUGAAGUGCAUUAAAGGAGAGGAUGGUAUUGUUUUGGUGGAAGAUGUCCACAUUAAGAGGAGAUGGCUGCAGGAGUAUUUCCAUAGGCUUUUGAACGAGGAGGAGGAUAGAGGCAUCGAGUUAGAAGAGCUGGAACGCUCAGAGGCUUAUGACAAAGUUUCGAGGGAGGUUCUAUGGAGAUGUUUAGAGGCCAAAGGGGUCCCGGUGGCGUACAUCAGAGUUAUUAAGGACAUGUACGACGGAGGAAAGACUCGGGUGAGAACGGCAAAAGGAGACUCAGAGCAUUUUUCGAUCGAGGCAGGGUUGCACCAGGGCUCGACUCUUAGUCCAUUUCUGUUUGCAUUGGUGAUAGACGUGUUGACACGGAGUAUUCAAGGGGAGGUACCGUGGUGUAUGUUGUUCGCUGAUGAUGUAGUGUUGAUUGUUGAGACGCGGGCGGGUGUGAAUGAAAAAUUGGAGGUAGCGAAAAUAAAAAUGUUGCGUUGGAUGUAUGGACUUAUCAGAGUGGAUAGAGUCAGGAAUGUGACCGUUCGGGAGAAGGUCGGAGUGGCUUUGUUGGAGGAUAAGAUGCGCGAAGGAAAGUUGAGAUGGUUUAGGCAUGUGAUGAGGAGGGGCACGAAUGCCCUAGUUCGUAGGUGCGAGAGGUUAGCGUUAGAUGGCUUCAGAAGAAAGAGAGUUGCUUCACUUUAA